AUGGGGAAAGUAAUGUCGAUGGCGCGUCGGUUUAUAAUGAAUUAUAACGUAGAAGAAAGAGCUAUGAAAUAUAUGGAGGUGAACAAAAAUGUUUUCAAGGCUCCUCCUAAGCAUCCGGGAACCGUUUCAAUAGUGGACGAACGAUAUGAGAAACUAUCAGCGCAUAAUCCAGAAUUGGAUAAAAAUGUUAACUCUUUAGGGAUAGUAGCAAAGUCUUUAAAUAAAGGCAUAUUACCCGAAGGUAUGGAAUACGUUAGCAAAACAACGCGCAAGCUACCACAGAAGUAUGCUGGCAUCUAUCCUUAUCCUCCACCCAGUGAAGACUUUGGUUUCGUUGUUCCAGAGUCGGUUCCAGAAGGAAGACUAACAAUGCGUCAAGCCGUCAAACUUAUAGCGACUCAUCAGAAAAGCGCUGCAGAUAUUGAUAGUUUAAGUGAAUUGUUUAGCCUUGACAAAGAGAAAACUAAACAAAUCCUUGACUACUUUUCGUUGUUUGAAGUCCCCGAUAAAGGUAUUUGGACUCCUCCUUCAAUGCAACAGUCCGAACUGAAGUUGUUAGAUGAGGCUGUAUCUUACGAGCAAAAUGACCUGGAGGAUUUGGGAGGAAAUGAAUAUAUUCAGCGAAAGACAGUGUUAAAGCAGUUGAAUAGAAAAUAAAUGAACCGCUUUUGUUCCCUAUAAAUAAAUAGUGAAUACAUGCUUGCGUGCUGACUCUCACUCCUAUGUAUGAUUAUAAGCCUUUUGUUUCUUCAUAGGAAUGCGUGCGCUGAAAUCUUAUUAUCGUAUUUACCGGCUUUGUGGUGUACCUUGUUUCCCUACACCUGUUUCUCGUUCGUGUGCUGUCAAACCAUCAUGGUUGCCCGAAGAUCUUACA
This is a messenger RNA of Schistosoma intercalatum, 874 nucleotides long. The record is from the annotation of a GenBank genome assembly. Lineage: Eukaryota; Metazoa; Platyhelminthes; Trematoda; Strigeidida; Schistosomatidae.